AAACGUCCGCAAAAGAGUAAAAAAGUAACAGCAGCAACAAGAAAGGGAGUGUGUGCAACCCUUAGCGCAGCACUGGGCUAGAAAACGACACGAAAAGAUUUUUUGUUUGAUUUAGUGUUUGCACUGAAUCAGCAGCCAGAUUGAUUGUAACUAAAACAGCUUAUACAUCCUUGUGGCGCUCCGCUUUGGUUUAAUGCGAAGUUAAUUGAGCCCCCUAACCAACCGGCACAACCACCUGACGCAGGCUGAACUCUUCAAAAAUCACGCAACGUAAGGUACACCGUUGCCUUCGCAGCCAUCGCCGCCUACUGCUACGUUGUGUUCACCUGCCUAAAUGCUGUAAACACGUCCUGAGAUACACCCUGCAGAUUGUUGACUAGGAUCAAACAGUAUCAUCAUCAUCAUCAGCAUCACCUUCCACACCGUCACCGUUUGCAAUUGCUUCGUAAAAAGGACAUAUUGUGUGUGUUGUGUGUUCUGUGUGCGUGCCUCUCUGCUGCAGCUUUGGCAUGCUGUGUAACAACAACGACGACCCGAUGAAGAAGUAGUAGUAUCCGUAUUUGGGAUUUCCUUUUUUCAGUUUCCACGAUCGUGUUGUGUUUUUUUCUUAGUUUUGUUUGCAAAGACAUUCGUUUUUGUGAGUUUCUGUUACUGCGUUUUUGUAAUUAUAUUUUGUGUUUAUUAGUGUUUGAUUGUAUAGUUUAUUCUGCAGUAGAAAGAUUGCUUACAAUCCAAAACUACCCGUAAGAGAGCGAGGGAGAGAUAAAGAGAUCACGUAAUAGAAAUUGAACAAGAAUAGCAAAGUUCAAACAAAUUUGCAUCGUGUAUACUAAUCCGUUUGUAUAAGUGUAUUGUGUAAAGUGUAUUGAACGAACUUGCAAAGUGCUCGUAUUUGUGUGUGAGUGUGCGUGUUUUAUUUUAAUUUAUUACGACACCAGAUUUCAUCUGGCACCGAGGACACACUUUGUACCCACUUCGGAACAGGAGGGCUAAGUAAACCCACAACAAAGAGAGAAAGAGAGAGAGAGAGAGAGAGAGAGAGGAUACUCUAGGAAAGGCCAGAGCCAGACAGACAACACGUCAAAAUGAGGAAAACCGACACACAAAUGAACGUAGCUGGCAUACGUCGCAACAUCAAGAACCUCGCCCACAACUACUCCGAUGCGCAGGUGAAGGUGCGGGAAGCCACCUCGAACGACCCAUGGGGCCCUUCGUCCACGAUCAUGGCGGAGAUUGCCGACCUCACGUACAACGUGGUGGCCUUCUCCGAAAUCAUGCAGAUGAUCUGGAAGCGCAUGAACGACCACGGCAAAAACUGGCGGCACGUGUACAAGGCACUGCUACUGCUGGAGUACCUCAUCAAAACGGGCACGGAGAAGGUGGCGCAACAGUGCAAGGAAAAUAUCUACGCCAUCCAAACGCUGAAGGAAUUCCAGUACAUGGAGGAGGGCAAGGAUCAGGGCAUGCACGUGCGCGAAAAGGCGAAACAGCUCGUUUCGCUGCUAAAGGAUGACGAGCGGCUGAAGAACGAGCGGGCCCGCGCCCUGAAGGCGAAGGAACGUUUCGCCCGAACGGCCAGCGGGUUCGGUAGCGAUGGUUCGAUCGAUGGCCCAACGCAGCGUGACCCAAGGCCACCGAACUGGGGUGAAGGCGAACCGAUUGCGGGGGCAGCAACGAGCGGUGUCGGCAAGCCGGUGUCUGAGAUUGAGUUCGUGCGACCGCAGACGGUCGGCGAGGAGGAAUUGCAACUCCAGCUAGCGAUGGCAAUGUCGCGCGAGGAAGCGGAACAGGAGGAGCAAAAGCGCCGCAGCGACGAUGUUCGAUUGCAGUUGGCACUCAGCCAAAGCGAGCAGGACUUCAAGAAAGACGGUGAUCCCCCAGCAGGAAGUAGCGCGUUGGUGGAUUUGUUGGACAUUUCUUUCGCAGCGGCAUCCAUAAGCAGCCCGUCACAGCAACCGCUCGCCGGUCCCUCCGGUACCAGUGGUACGAUCGAUCCCUGGGGAAUGCCCGUUGCCGGUGGAUCCCGACCGACGACGACGGAUCCCUGGUCGCGAACGUCAUCUCCGCCGGCGGUAGUAGAUCCGUGGCUAAACACUGCCUCGGCCCUACCUACGGCGGGACCAUCCACGUCGAAACCUCCGCUGCUUGGAGCGGACACGUGGCAACCGCGCACACAAUCGCCCUCGGUAACGUCUGGUUCGUCGGUUGAGGGAUGGUUGCAAAAUGGUGCAGGUGCGGGUGCCGCUGCCGCCGGACCGAUGAUGAUGAACGGUGCCGGAGCUUCAAAUGGAAAUCUGGACCCGUGGUACAGCAAAACGAAUGCUGUCCCUAUUGGAGCUACUGCGCCUCCCCUGGGCGUUGCGUCUGGCGAUCCUUGGCAAGCGAAUAAACGAUCCACGCCCGUGCCUACUGCUGCUGCUGCUGCCAGUGGUGAUCCGUGGCAGGCAAACGCAUCUGCUGUUAAGCUAGAUCCGUGGGCUCCAGUUAGCAAUAACUCAGCCACGGGAAGUGUUGGAGAUUUGGAAGCUACCUUUGGCGCAGCUGGUGGACCUCUAAUGAAUCGACCCUCACCCGUUGGUGCUAUCACUUCACCGGUGUCCGAUUUGGACGAGUUUGACAUUAUUACCAAGCGGGCGGCAGGCAACAAUAGUAGCGGCAGCACCACCAACAACAAUAAUAACCACAAUGCCGCCAGCAACAAUCUGAAUAACAACAGUUCACUGCUUCUCGGGGACCUAGAUCCACUGUCAUCCUCCGGCACGAACUCAAGCUCACCCAGCAUGGGCGCGUCGACGGCCGCAAAGAAGACACCGCAAUCGUUCCUCGGCGAAAACUCGGCUCUCGUAAACCUGGACAAUCUAAUCAAACCAAUGCCGAGCGGUGGCAGUGUGGCAGCAGCGGCCACAUCGUCCGCGGCAUACAAUCCGUUCGGCGAAACCGGCGGUGCCGGUGCACCCGUACAGAAGAACCUAUUCCAACAGAAUCAACCUCAGGUUCCGUCCAUCAAUCAAUUGAAACAGUCCCCGUUCCCAGUAACGCUUAAUCAGGACCCGUGGGCACCGGUUGCAAACAUGACCACAGCGCAACCAACUGCUGAUGAGGACGAAACGGAAUACUUUCCGUACCCUACGGUUGAUGUGAAUGCAAACAGUGAGCUUUCAUCAGCCUCUUACGCACGUGCGGCUACCGAUUACCAACAGCAACAGCAAUACCAACAACAUCAGCCACAAAAUUGGCCCCCUCCAACGGCUCACAUGGAACACAUCGACUGUCGUCUCAACGAUACCGGUGUUACCAUCGAGGAUGACAUUUUCAACACCAACUACGCAAUGGCACCUUCCGCAGCACCGGGUGGCAACAUCGAACGACAUCUGUCUGCUGCACAGCUGGAUAGUACGCGCCCACUGCGUCAGCUGUACGAUUUCCACUUUGCUGUCGAUGACGAUACGCUCGAUGUUGCCGGUCCUGGUGGAGGAGGGACGUCGGCUUUUACUACUACUACUACUACAGACGCUUUCAAUCAUAAUGACAAUCGUCAGGGUGGUGGCAAUAAUACGACCUUUGCUGAUACAUGUCACGCUAACAACAAUUACCACGCCAAUCUAAACAAUAACAAUAGCGCUCCCUGGAUGAAUCCUCAAUCGUCGAAUCCAUUCCUCUCGUAACAAGUUCCCACAACCCAGCUAGAGGUCCAUGGCGCAGUGCGCCCCUGGCAGCAUCCGCAGAACCUUCGUGCUCUCGAACCAACCAUUAGCAAGGGUGCAAUCAAAAUGAGCUUGUCAUGUGUAUGAAACAUGGAGCAAGCGCCGAGAGGGCGUUGAGAUACAAUCACAAGAGGGUAGUAGAUGAAAAACGGUGAGAAGAAAGGCACGGAUAACGUGAAAUGUAAACCUAACCAAACCAAGUUUUUAAAAAAUUGAGAGGGAGAACAGUAGCAGAACCCAGGAGGCAAUACGACACUAAACUCACACUAACCAACCAACCAGGAAAAGGGUAGUGAAGCAAACAGUAAUAGAAUACAUCGAGCUAGUUUUCUACGUUUCUAACCGGAACCGGAAAUCACCUUUAACGUAAGCAUCUGAAAUUGAGUGUAGAAAACCAAUUGGCAGGAUGAGAGGGGAAGACGCCCUCACCACAUUUUGAGUCAUUUACAUCUCCACACACAUACACACAAACUUUCUCCUACAUGUGAAUUGUGCAACGGAAAUCGUAGUUCAAUAAGCUUACCGAUCCAUGCAGUCGCUGUUCAGCUGUCGCUUGAGGGGAGGAUGGAUCAGAAAGCCAGCAACAAAGUUCUCCAAUUCUGUUUGCUAUGUUGAUGUACUGGCUGGCCAAUUUCACUUCAAUGGAUUAUACCGCGCCCGAUGGUUUCCUCCCAAAAAAAGACGUGAUUUCAGAUAAAAAGUUCCACAAUUUGUUGGAAGAAAGAGAGGAGGAUAUCGAAAGAAGAAAAAAGGAGAGGGAGAUCGAGACACUUGUUACUGAAACAACGAUUCUGCAGCGGCUGUAACAAUUUGUGUGUGUAUGUGUGUCGGGAAAACGACAGAACUGGCCGGCAGGAAGUAGGAUGGAAGGAAGGAUAGGAAGAAUUUAUGCAAAUUAAUGAAAAAUGCCUUAUACUAGUUGAAGAAAGAAGAAGAAAAACGAUGGAACCGCAAGGAGAGAGAGACUACAUUGUGUAAGCUCUUAAAAUAAUACUACAGCUACUACUAAAUGAUAAAUGAAACACUGAUACCACAACACACUAACCCCGGGAGGAAGAGGGGAACAUGUCUGUGCGCAAACAGGUUCUUUCAGGAUGCCUGUUUGCGUUUGUCGGGUUAAGAAAAGAAACGGAAGGGUAAUUUCGGGGAAAAUUAAGUUGUUCAGAAAAGUUACACUUUUUAUUAGCUAGAUUAGGGCUAGCUUCAUCAAAUUGUAUGAUCAUCGUUUGUUUGUUUUUUUGCUCCCUUCUUAACAGUUUACAUUGUACUCAAAAGCAGCAUCUCCUUUGGGUACUUUCUUUUGAGCCUUGGUUCUAUUAUAUUGACAAAGUUGAAUUGGUUAUUCCUAAAUUGAUAAAUGUCCUAAUGUCCACCGUAUAUGUUUAUGUUGAUCCCCAGGAAGUAUGAAUGUACACAGUUUAAUUUAUUAUAUUUGCUUCCUUGGAACAACUGACAAAAUGUGUGUGUGUGCGCGGGCGAGAGUUCGUGUCACUUGGAAGAGAUUUGGCGCAAAGCUCGCGCAAACUAUUGUGCUAUUAUACGUUCUAUUCUGUUCUUGAGAUCUAUUUCCAUUUCUGUUUGCUACCUUUGGCUCCUUCCGUUUCAUUGCUCUUUAAUGUAUUAUUUAGCGUAAGAUAACGCAAAGGCCGGUCUUAUUUCAUUGGUUGGGACGGACUAUGAUUUAAAAAUAAAGGAAUCGAACAACAAUGAUA
This is a messenger RNA of Anopheles arabiensis, 5416 nucleotides long. It is a transcript of the gene lqf, whose product is annotated as epsin-1. The record is from RefSeq and is a predicted model, not a curated record. Lineage: Eukaryota; Metazoa; Arthropoda; Insecta; Diptera; Culicidae. Gene Ontology annotation, cellular component: clathrin vesicle coat; endosome; plasma membrane. Gene Ontology annotation, molecular function: clathrin binding; phospholipid binding. The transcript is spliced from 15 exons. Gene Ontology annotation, biological process: endocytosis. Bases 1086 to 3665 code for a protein of 859 amino acids.